This is a messenger RNA of Trichosporon asahii var. asahii CBS 2479, 2829 nucleotides long. RefSeq lists its product as uncharacterized. NCBI's taxonomy places the organism in Eukaryota, Fungi, Basidiomycota, Tremellomycetes, Trichosporonales, Trichosporonaceae. Bases 1 to 2829 code for a protein of 942 amino acids. The transcript has 5 exons. The record is from RefSeq and is a predicted model, not a curated record.
AUGGCCAGAGAGACCAGGGGUUCGGCGCGUGCUGCCGAGUCACCCACAACACCCCAACCCGACUCGAGCACGAAACGAAAGCGCAUGAGCGCUGAUGCCGCCGCCUUGCAAGAGGCAAACGGCGGUGACAACCACGACACGAAACGAGCACGGAUGGCAAACCCGAACGGAGCAGGCGAUGCUUCGAACGGUAACGACGUCAAGACGGAGGAUGAUGGACCAGGACGACCGCUGUCCAUGGACGUGCGCGAGGCGAUUGCCGUCGUUAUUGCUCAAAUGGCCAAGAGUCUACCGCCUCCCAUCAACAACCUGCUCUCGCUGUCACUACCGCCCGACUUCUCGCGGUCAGACGAGAACACGCUGGGCUACAUGCUGAAGCAGGACACGCUGACAUGGGAGAACCUGGUGUCCACCAUCCACCUCUUCACGGAGCAUCUGCUCGCGCCGUCAUCCUACCCGAACCCGGUGCCGUCACUGUCGCGGAUCCACCUCCCGGUGCCGCCUCUCCCGGCCCACUUCCCGCCGAUGACACUGUACUCAUUCUGCACCGCUCUCCAUCAGAUUCUGCUACAGGUCGAGCCUCUGGACGACGGAUCAUCCCCGCUUGACUUUACGCAGACGCAAGAGCGCUGGGCCCUCAUGCAGAAGACGCCCGGAAACGGCGUGGGUACCCUGUCCGGCGAGUGGUUCACGGCGAGCGUCGACCUGCGCGAAGUCGAGGCCGCGAAAAAGAAGGUCAAGCUCGAACCAGGCAAGACACUGCUGGAGACGUUUGCGGAAACGGGCCAGAAGUUUGGAUACGCCAAGCCCGUCGCCGUCCAGACGAGUGGCGUCCUCGGCGAGCCGGACGAGAAGGACGUGCCCAAGCUCUCUGAGGUCGUGAUCCGGAGAGCGAGUCUGAAGGCGCAGCGGUGGAAGGACAUUCUGAAGGCGCGCCGGACAGGUUCUUUCGACACGACGCUGCACCCGGUGUCUGUCCCUCGUGUGUCGACUGGUGCAUUCACCCCGAGUUUUGCGCCGACGUACGACUCCAGCUCUGCCGCGGGCAUGGGCUACGACUCUACUCUGGACGCCAUGCACGAAUCUGCCCGGGAACGCAAGUACCUGAAGGAGUCAACGGUACACAACGUCCCCGAGGAGGGCUGGAAGGGUGUUCUCGCGAAGAAGCCCGAGAAGCCCGGCGACAAGCUCGAGGGCGAGGACGAGGCCGAGGUCAAGGUCGAGGAGUCUGUCGACGACGUUCUGGCCGCGAACGCCGAGCGCAUCGAGGAGCUGCAAGAGUGGCAGGAGCUGCGUGUCCGGAAAGGUGACGCCACCUGGGUCAGCGACCGCGAGCAGGCCGUCGCGGACGAGUUGUUUGCGUCGCUCGCCAAGCUCGUUGAAACCUCCGACACACCACCGUCUGCCCUGGUCGACGCCAAGCCUGGAAUGGCCCACACCCUCGCGAAACGCUUGCUUGCGAACCGGGCGCCGAUCAUCCGAGGCACGCUCGACCCUGCCCGUCCUCGUGCGCUUCACGACAACUCGACCAUCCGGCUUAGGGCCCAGGCAGCGGCGCAGAUCAACACGCAGGCGCCCUCGGCGCUCGGCCUCAAUGGAGUCGCACCGAGCCCGCAUGCCCCGCCACCAAAGGCGCAGCAGCCGUACGGCCAGCCGCAGAUGCGGGAACCGCCACCGCACACAAUGCCCAACACGCCCCGGUACUACCCGCAGCAGCAGCGGCCGGCGUACGGCAGCGUGCCGGCCAUGUCCCCCCCGCAAGGCGGGCAGCAGCACAUGGGCCAGAUGCGCAUGCCGUACCAGGGCGGCGCGGCCGGCUCGCCCUCGUACCGCCCGCAAGCUCCGAACUACCCGCGCACGCCCAUGACGCCUGGCGCGCAGAACGCGAGCUUGGGCGGCCCCGUCCAGUCGCCGAUGCCGCAGACGCCCGUCGGCCCCGGCUCACCGAUGCAGGCGCCGAUGCAGCAGCAGCCGAUGCAGUCGCCAAUGUACCAGCGCAUGGGGCCGGGACCGUCCAACCUUCGCCAGUCGUACAUGCCCGGCUACGGCAGCCCGGUGCAGAUGCGUAUGAUGCCGCAGCAGGUGAGCCCGCAAGUGCAGGCCGCGAUGCUGGGCAUGCCGAUACCGCAGCAGCAGAUGACGCCGCCGGGCAUGACGCCUGGCGCCAUGACGCCCGGCAGCCACGGCAGCAUGACGCCCGGCGGGCCCAGCGGCAUGAUGCAGCCGCAGAUGGGCAUGCAGGGCCAGAACAUGCAAGGCCAGGGCAUGGGCAUAGGCGUGCAGGGCAUGGGACAGCAGGGCCAGCAGGGCAUGCAGCAAGGCAUGCAGACCCAGGGCAUGCAGCAGGGCAUGAUGCAGAUGUCGCCGGGGAUGAACAUGGGCAUGCCGAUGAUGGGCAACCCGGCCGUGUCGCCUCAGCCGCAGCAGGGCCAGAUCUCCCCAGCCCAGCAGCAGCAGCAGCUCAUGCAGCCGGGUAUGCAGAUGCAACCCGGCAUGCAAGGCGGCAUGCAGGGCAUGCAGGGGCAGGGCCAGAUGAUGGGCCAAGGCGCAAUGGGCAUGAUGGGCGUGCCCAUGAUGUCGAACCAGAUCAGCAAUAAGCCCGCCCUCGCAUCGCCGAAUCUCGAACACCACCCCUCCCCCUUCUUGGCCCCAGCGCAAGUGCACGCCAACUGCAGCCCCGGCCCGUCAUCAACCCCUACCCUACGGCUUCGGGAACCGAGUCCAGCCGCGACACCGGUCAACCCAGUGGGACGACCACCACGACACCGAUACGCGAGCAGAAGAAAGAAGAAGCGAACCACCCCAGGACUCAUAUUGGAUUUAGGAUAG